UAAUAAACAGGUAUUUGUUGCAGAAAAAUGAUUUUAAACACAGCCUUUGGCUGUAAAAUUUGACUGUGGCUAGCAAGAAGGAUCACCGUCAACUUUGGGAAUGAUGCGGAAUUGGGAGCCCUUAGGUGUGAUAUACUAACGCCUUUGUCCCUUUGUGUAGUUUAAUAUGCAUUGCUAGGUUGUGCAUUCUACUGCAGACCUAGGGAAUAGAGCUGCUUUAUAUUAGACUGCUAGGGGACGGGCUAUUUUUCCCGAUGUGUCUGAGUUCAUGAGUUCUAAGGUCUGAUACAGUCAGCCUUCCCUACCACACAGGCCUGUACACUUUUUAUUUGAACACUUCCUGCCCUGAGAUGAGCUGCGGGAAACAGCGGUGGAAGAUGGGUUGUAUGAGUUGUGCUGAGAUGGCCUUGUCACUGGAUGCCAGCUUUGAUGAGCAGGGACUUGGGAGAUUCAGCAACUGAACCAGAAAAGGAGACGUGGAACUCUGGUUGGAAAGAAGCUGCUUCUGAUCUACAUUCGGUGCUGGCAAGGCUCUUAUAAAGGGAGCAUUAUUUUUGUUCAGUUUCUGUUUCCUGGUGUAUCGCCUGCCUGUGAGUUGUAGCAGCAGCCACUGUUUCUUUCCAGGCUUAGAAAGAGCAGGUGAGUGCUGUACAUGACUACACCCCCAACCCUUGGUCAUUUCUUAGCCUUUUCAUUCAACAGAAUUUGAAUCUAUAAUUCUGUUGAGCCUCCAGCCCUUUACCAAUUGUUUUUUUUUAUUUUUCACAUAUUACCUAAAUUCUCCAUAUAUUAAACAUCAAUGUUCAAUCAAAUGGAGAAAUAAAAUUCAAAGAUAAAUCAACAAUUAGUUAACUUUAUGAUUAAUCAUAUUCUUAGAGAUAUGUUUUGUUAUUUUAUGUGUGGGCAUUAGGCCUGCAUGUAUGUCUUCAUACUACAUGCAUGCGUGGUGCCACAGGCCAGAAGAGAGAGUCUGAUCCCUUGGGAUUGGAGUUAUAGAUGGUUCUGAGCCACCGUAUGAGUGCUGGAAAUCAAACCCUGGUCCUCUGGAAGAUCAGCCAGUGCUUUUUAACCAUUAGGCCAUUGCUCCAAUCCCAGAUUAAUUAUAUUCUGUAUGAAAAAAAGAAUAUGCUCAUGCCAUAACCAGGACUUGUGAGAGGCAAACACAAGCUUUUAAGGAAUUAUAUAUAAACAUAGGGAAGAGUAACAAGCCAUGAGAGAUUCAUUGUAUGUUAAAUACUAUACUUAGUUGGAGUACCUGAGUUCCUGCUGUCUGAGAAUUUGCUGCAACAAGCCAACCAGUUUAAUCACUCUAAAAUCCUUUAUGUUUCUAUGUCCAUGUGACUUUUUAAAACGCUUAGCUGGGAUUACACCAUCUGUUAUACUGUUCAUGUCUUCAUAUUCUGUCCACAGAGAAGCUCUCCUGGGAAUUACAAGCUGUGGGGCCUCCACGCAGGAGAGUGUGGCCUGAGCCUGGUUCUGAGGACUCCACACCCUCUCCCUGCCACCACACCACGUGCUCAGUUCUUCUGAGACAGCUUCGCCAUCUCUGGCAGAAUGAAUGCCCUUGAUGGUGUCCCCUUCAAGGUGCCCAAGGGCUUUGUGAUGGACACAGAGCCCCAUCCUGCUCCAGAGCUCAGUGUCCGGGACUGUAGAGAGCUUCUGCUGGGCUCGAUGUAUGACUUCAGCCUGGAAAGGAAGGCUCUCUUCUGCGUGGAAGCACUCAUCAGAGGCCCUUCUCCCCACCAGUGCAAUGGCCUGGGGAUUGCAUCGGCUCCUCCAGCCUGGUUCUUACUGGCCAGUCCAAAAUACAGUCUGGAGCCUGCAUCUGCUGAAGUCCGAGGCCCAGUUGCUGAACUACAAGAACCUCCCGAGGAGGAAGAAGGGGAGGAAGAAGAGGAAACAGAGAAGAAGAGAGACGAGGAAGAUGCCUCCUCCGCCGGCGAGGAGGAGAUGGAGUCCAGCAGCCCUCAGCCCAGCUCCCCUGCAGGUCAUCGCCGCUGCUCCCUGGACGUGCUGAGAAACAUGAGGUCUGAGCUGUCUGGUGCCCGGCGACGGUUCUCAGAGAGCAGACUAGCCACGUGUCCUCGAGCCCUUCUGCAUCGCUUCCGAGGCCACCGCACUUUGAGUCUGAGUACCACCCUGGCACCAGCCCUUGGUCCAGCACCGCAGCCCCCCAGCGUCCCUGAGCUGCCCCCACGACCCUCCACUGCCGGGGCCAUACCUCCACUGCGGAGCCACAAACCCACCGUCGCUUCUCUCAGCCCAUACACCUGCUUGCCACCUCUGAGUGGGACACCCCAGCCCCUCGGUUCCUAUAGAUUACAUCCUGAUUCAGCAACUGACCUGCUAUCUGCCCUGACCAAAGAGGAGCAAGACCUCAUCGGACCAGUGGUUGCUUUGGGCUAUCCCCUGGGAAGGGCCAUUGUGGCUCUGCAGAAGACAGGAAGGCAGAGCCUGAGCCAGUUUCUCGGCUACCUCAGUGCCUGUGAGAGGCUGCUGCGGCAGGGCUACGAUGAGGCCCUGGUGGACGAGGCCAUGGAGAUGUUCCAGUUCUCCGAGCACCAGGCAGGGGAGUUCCUGCGUCUCUGGCAGCAGUUCAGUGACAUGGGCUUCCAGCAAGACCGGAUCAAGGAGGUGCUGUUAGUCCAUGGCAAUCGGCGUGAACAAGCCCUGGAGGAGCUGGUCACCUGUGCCCAAUGACAAGCCAGGACACUCUGUGAUGCAUGGAUGACCAGUGAAGUGCCAGACCCACCACUCAUCCUAACUGCAUUAUUAAAACCUAAUAAGACAAA
Mesocricetus auratus (golden hamster) is the source of this 2792-nucleotide messenger RNA. RefSeq names its product ubiquitin associated protein 1 like (gene Ubap1l). Gene Ontology annotation, molecular function: ubiquitin binding. The coding region runs from base 1555 to 2700 and encodes 381 amino acids. The transcript is spliced from 6 exons. The record is from RefSeq and is a predicted model, not a curated record. NCBI's taxonomy places the organism in Eukaryota, Metazoa, Chordata, Mammalia, Rodentia, Cricetidae. Gene Ontology annotation, biological process: ubiquitin-dependent protein catabolic process via the multivesicular body sorting pathway. Gene Ontology annotation, cellular component: ESCRT I complex.